This is a messenger RNA of Heteronotia binoei (common prickly gecko), 911 nucleotides long. RefSeq names its product gastrokine-1-like. The transcript has 6 exons. NCBI's taxonomy places the organism in Eukaryota, Metazoa, Chordata, Lepidosauria, Squamata, Gekkonidae. Gene Ontology annotation, biological process: regulation of cell population proliferation. Bases 89 to 640 code for a protein of 183 amino acids. The record is from RefSeq and is a predicted model, not a curated record.
GACCUGUCUGCACCUAACUUUUGGAGAGCCAUGUAUAUAAAGUGUAGGGUUGAACUCUGACUAGUCCCACAUCUCUUCUAGCAACAAAAUGAAGCUGAUUAUUCUGAGUGCUGCUCUUCUGGGAGUUUUUCUGGCCCCAAUCUUGGCCAGUAAUAAUGUCAAUGUAAAUAACCAGGGAAAUAGAGGAGGAAAUUCCCACCAGUCCGUGAGUAUCGAUCACCAAAAGCAGGUGGUGAAUGUUGACAAUAACAACGGAUGGCAUUCAUGGAACACCAUUUGGGAUUAUGGCAAUGGCUACACAGCUACCCGUAUAUUUACCAAGAAAGCCUGCGUUAUUGCACCUCUGAAUAAACAGAUAAUGCCCGAUGUGACUGUCCUUCCACAAACCAUCAAGGAAAAGCAGAAGAGUGGUUCUCAAGGACCUCCAGACAAGCAACUGACUUACACUAUCUCUCGGAAUAAAGUCACUGACCUGAGCACAUAUGGAAAGAGUAUUGAAAAUCUGUGCAGAGGGAUUCCCACUUACCUUGCCCAUGAAGUUAAAGCACCAAGUUUUCUCUAUGUCUCUGGAUCAUGUUUCAACGCUAACAUCCUUUGCAUCCUUGGAAUAAGCUUCUGUGGAGAAACUUGGGGAUACUGAUAAGCCUGUCAUGGCUCUUAUGUGGGAACUUGCUCAAAAUCCAAUUGUUCUUAGAUAAAAAUCUCUUUUGAGUUUUAUUCCAUUUUUGUUCCUUUUAUGCUUGAAGCAUAGAAAAAUGUCAACUGUAUACAGGCUAAUUGCCUAUUAAAUGUGCCUGAAAUGAUCAAAUCCGUGGUAAUUGUUGGUUCUUCACUUUUAUAACCUGUUCUUUCUUCAUCUUACCCUUUCAACAGCCCCAUGGGGGAGAUUUGACUGAGAGAUGAUGACCACA